CGAUAAUAGCAAAAAGCGGGAUUCGUUUGGUAAUCUUUUUAUUCUGAUGUCCAUUAUGUUCUCGGAAUAAAUCUUUUUAUAAUCGUUAUUUAAAUCCAAAAUAUUGUUGAAUAGACGUUAAGUGAUGACGAGUUUUCACAGUCAAAUUCGACCUUCCAAUCUUAUUUACUGGCAACCUGCUUUAGAACCUUUUAAUUUCAUGUAUUUAAUAUUGCACGCAUAUCAUUCAAUUUAAAGGGUAAAAGAGAGGUUUAGAUUGCAGUUGCAUUCUUUUUUAAACGGAUUCUUGGAAACGUAUUUAUUCGUUUUGAAGGGAGAGUGAAGGUAAUGAUUGAUUCCUAAUGCUUUGGAUUUCAAGAUGGAUGCAAAUGACCUUAAAUUCACAUGGAACGAAAUCACACAGGGUGUGACAACUACCAACAGUACGUCCGAUGAUGGGAACACCAGCCCUACCAUGGUGUUCUCUGUGAUCGGGGACUCCGACAGUUUCGUACCCAGACCCUGGCCAAAGACAGUGUUUCAGACAGCUCUCAUAGAGGCGGCGAAAAGUGGCGGAGAAACCUGGAUUUUGUACAAUGGAAAGAAACACGGACUAUCCAAAGUUGUAAGAGAGGCCUACAAAAACUACGAGGAUAUUGAAUUUAAAACCAGGGCUGCUAAAAAUAAAAUCAGUGAUCCAGACCGACAUGUCAAACUCAUUAAUAUUGCAGGAAAAGAGGUAUCUCAAAACACUUCAGAAAAAACCACGGAAUUCAAAACUACACGAGGGGAAGGGCAGGAAUUUCUGUUGGACUUUGAAAAAUUCGUGUCUGAACAAGACGUGUCCUUCUUUAGUCAGCAAAUGGACACCAAAAUGCCGGUUCCCAUAGCAAUCAUCGUCUGUGAGGGAGACAUCGAGACGAUAGCUCAUAUUUCAAAGACUCUCCAACACAAACUCCCAGUUAUCAUCAUGAAAGGAUCAGGAAUGGCCGCAGACUUAGUUGUCGACUAUCUAGAAAACAAAAAUUCACUUCGAAAGAAAGCCAGCAUUUUAUUAGGUAUUCGAUUUGAUGACACCACAUAUCAGGAGUUGAAAAAACAUUUGAAAAGCAUUGAUAAAGCUAAAGACUUGGUCGGAGUAUUUGACCUUGAAAGAGAUGACCCCUUAAUGCUGUCAAACAUUGUAGGGGAGACAGUAGUCAGUUGCUGGUCAAUAGAGAGUACUCUCCAAUCAUACACAAACGAGGGUGUUAAGAUACCAAAACAUGACAAAUCAAGUUUCCAUUCAGACGUCUCUCGCACAGAAGUGAAUGAAAACACAAACAAGGGUUCAUCGCUGGCUUGGAAACUUCUGCGUCGAAAUUUCGUCAGCCCCGAGGAAAAGAUCAUAUAUCAAGUUCUUGAAGGUUUUAAGGAGUCUAAGCCAUAUGUCUUGAAUCCAAAAUACUCUACCCCUACGUCCCUGCCGUUGUACUUUUAUUUCGGAUAUCAGCUUUUACAAGAACUAGAACUGAUAGAAGAAUGUGGACCCGUACUUCUGUUGGAGGCAUUGAAGGCCAACAGAUGCGAUUACGUGAGGGUUUUGUUGGAUCGAGGAGUUCAUCUAAAGAUGAUUAAUUUACCAGAACUUUAUGAACAGGCCGUUUCCUGCCAGAAAUGUAAGUUCAAAAGAAAAGAUUGUCUUCACAUGCAGUGGAUAUUAAAGCAAAUACAGGAGAAACAAGCAAAGAAACUCUGCCAUGAAUACAGAUCUAUGAUGAAGAAAAGAAUAAAGCACGGCAAUCAACAAAAUGCAAAAUAUAUUGUAGAAGAGCUUACAGAAUUAUCAGUUUCUGUAGCAGAUGCAGCCACCGGGUUAUGUAGAAAACUGUUGCGAUACAAAGAAUAUAGCACUGACGAAUUCUCAGAUAAAGAAAAGUCACCAACAAUUAACGUAAACCUUAAAGAUACGACCAUUUCUGACAUUUUACUCUGGGCAAUUUUUGCAAAUCGAAAGGAAUUGGCAGAAAUAUGUUGGCUCAGAGGCGACAACCAUCUACUGACUGGACUAGUAUGUUCGGCAAUUCUUCGAAAACUUUCAAAAAAAGCCAGCAAUGUCAAGGAGCAAAUCUUAUCCAUUGAUUUGGAGGAACAUUCAAAAUUGUUCGAAGAACGGUGCAUUAGCAUAAUGGACAGUAUGUACCAAGAAGAUUCACAACACGCGAUAGAUUUGAUGGAUGACGAGGCAGUAGUUUGGGGAAUUCACUCGAGCCCAUUAACCUUUGCUUACGAGAAUUUCAUGUAUGACGUGGUGGCUCACACGUGCUCUCAAAAAUAUAUAAACAUCAAGUGGUACAACAACUUGGCUCCUGACCUAGUGCCUUUUUUACAGUCUGCCAUUAGAAAGCCGAAAAACUUCGUCACUGCUCCACUUACGAAAUACAUCUUUAAUUAUAUGGUGUUUUUGACAGUCUUGGUAAUGUACAGCUCAUUCGUACUGACAAGUAUUGAAAAGAAUUAUUCUGAAGUAUUCCUCGCAAGAGUGUUUGAAUAUUUUGUAUACCUCUGGGGAUUAGGGGAUUUGAUUGAAGAAACCAUCAGCUGUUUUGGCUGUCUAGAGGCUAGAGGUCGCUCCCACAGAGGUUACUAUUCACGAAUGAAGAGAUAUCUGUAUGACUUUUGGAAUGGGGUUGACUUACUUUCCUAUGCAUUGCUUAUUGUGGCGCUGUUUGUACGUCACGUGCAUCAAUCUAAACCCUUUACUGACGCAAGACGCAUAUAUGCUCUCUCCCUGUUGGUCAUGUACUUGAGGUUUUUGGAAGUUUUUCUAAUCCAUAGAAAAUUGGGACCCACGCUAAUUAUGAUCAAGGAGAUGCUGAAAGAUCUUCUGAGGUUCCUCUUUAUUGCCGUAUUUGUGGUGUUGGGAGUAGGUAUAUAUUACCACACCAACCUAUGGCCUGACUACGAAGCAAUGUGGGACGGGGGCUGGCAAAACUGGAGAAUAUGGACAAUUUUAUACUACCCAUACUGGCAACUGUAUGCAGAAAUAAACCUCGAUCAUCUUGAUGGUAGUAAUGAAAGCAAUUGUACUAGUGUGACUUCAGCAGAUUCCUCGAAAUGUCCACGGGAAGAUUGGACGGUUCAGGCAAUAGCAGCGAUCUACAUGUUAUUUUCAAAUUUCCUGUUGGUCAAUCUUGUCAUCGCCAUGUUUAGCUACACAUUUGAGAGGGUACAGGAGAACUCGGAAAAGCUGUGGAGAUUUGAGAGAUACACCGUCAUCAACGACUACGACUGGAGGAUUCCCUCUCCUAUUAACAUUGUCUUUCUUCCAUACCGCUUGUUUCGCUAUUUAGCGAAACAUGAUUGUUGUUCACCACACUGUAAACAAAUUAGCAUCUUGGAACAAAAGAAGAAGGAGAAGAGAAAACGAGAGAAAAACGAAGCAUACCAGCGGAGUCUUCAAAAAAUAACAGCACUUAGAAACCACAGUAAACUAUGAUCAAUUUCACAAGGACAUCAUGAAACAUACUUACCCUUUUAUGGGAUAUAAACAUUAAAGUAACUGAAGCAUAAAGGAUGAAAGGAUUAUAGAAAUCAAUGUUUGUUGCGAAUACAAAUUUAUUUGUUUGCAUUUCUUUACUCUAUGUCCGUCCGGUGAGAAUUUAUGUUCGGCUACAUGGCCGACGCUUCGCCUACUCAUCUAGAUAUUUCAUAAUUUUAAAUACCGACACUGCGUUUUGUAAGGUCUAAAACUAUUUGGAGUAGUUGUCCUUUAAUUAAUUCUAAAUUACAGUAAUUGCCCUUUAAAUUGAUAUUCGAGCUGAAAAAAAUGACACUGUCAAAUUCCUCAAAACUAUGCGUAGGAAAAGGAGAAAGCGUAAAAAUUUGAAAAGCAACAAAACAUUAUAAGAAAUCAACGGUGUAGAGAAGAUUUUCAAAUAGUAUUUAAAAGGUGCGAUAAAUAAUUUUGAAGCAUUUAGUUGAGUAAAACUGGACAAGAUGUAAGGCCGCUCAUUGCUUGUUGUAAACACGUCUCAUUUGACAGUCCUCAGGAAAACAAAACACUUAUUUGGAUCAUUACUGAUUGACUACAGAAAUGUAUCGGGUAGAUCAAUUUAUAGGACAGCUCGGAUUCGCCUCGUCGUCGUCUACGAUAUUGAACAACCCGAUAUAUUUCCGUUGUCAGUGAGUAAGAAACCUAAUAAGUAAUACAUACUUUUUUUAUUAUAAUGUUAUGAAUUGCUGUACAUUUUAUUAUCUAUUUUCAUGUUAAAAAAUCUGUAGCUCUUCUGUUUUUAUGUCAUAAGUAAUAGAUUAAUAGUAGUUGUAGUAAAUGUGUGCAUGUUGUUAUGCAUUGUUUUAAACAUAUCCUUAUAUAUGUAAUGCAUGUCUAGCUGUUUAACAAAACUCAUUGUAGACCAUCGUCAUACAUAUACAUUGGAAAUAUGAUAUGUAUCAAAUUUCCUUUUAGUACUUGUAAUGAAAUCCAUUUUAGUUAAAAAUAAUAUCUGUUUUA
Messenger RNA from Magallana angulata, 4474 nucleotides. Its product is annotated as transient receptor potential cation channel subfamily M member-like 2. The coding region runs from base 359 to 3457 and encodes 1032 amino acids. Lineage: Eukaryota; Metazoa; Mollusca; Bivalvia; Ostreida; Ostreidae. The transcript is spliced from 21 exons. The record is from RefSeq and is a predicted model, not a curated record. Gene Ontology annotation, biological process: calcium ion transmembrane transport. Gene Ontology annotation, cellular component: membrane. Gene Ontology annotation, molecular function: ligand-gated calcium channel activity.